Messenger RNA from Leptopilina heterotoma, 403 nucleotides. It is a transcript of the gene Sem1, whose product is annotated as 26S proteasome complex subunit SEM1. NCBI's taxonomy places the organism in Eukaryota, Metazoa, Arthropoda, Insecta, Hymenoptera, Figitidae. The transcript is spliced from 3 exons. The record is from RefSeq and is a predicted model, not a curated record. Gene Ontology annotation, cellular component: proteasome complex; proteasome regulatory particle, lid subcomplex. Gene Ontology annotation, biological process: proteasome assembly; double-strand break repair via homologous recombination; mRNA export from nucleus. Bases 114 to 350 code for a protein of 78 amino acids.
UAUUCUAUGACAACACACCACUUUUAUUUACUGCUUUAUCAUUUACUCGAUAUAGUUGAGUGUAUACAAAUAAAUUUAAUCGAAAAAGAAUAUUUAUUCACUCUUUAUUAAAAAUGGCAGAAAAAACUGAUAAAUCAAAAGUUGACCUAGGACUUCUCGAAGAGGAUGAUGAGUUCGAAGAAUUUCCAGCUGAAGAUUGGACUGCAAAGGAUGAAGAUAAUAGUGAUAUUAGCGUGAGUGUGUGGGAAGAUAAUUGGGAUGAUGACGAUGUUGAAGACGACUUUAACCAACAAUUAAGAGCACAACUCGAGAAACAAAAAACGCAGUCUGAGUUUACAAAGGAUGCAUAACUAAAUAUUUAAGUCGACGAAAAAAUUAUUUAAAUAGAUUAUUGUUUUUUUUA